UUCAGAUCCGUGGUUUCUGCUUCUCCUUCUUCACCCUCUUCGGGGUCUCCAUUUUCUUCCAUGGCCGUUCAAAGCAACGAGAAUCAGCUUUCAUAACCAACCGCAAAUCAAACUAGUAGGAGAACAACUCUCACUCUCGGAUCCGGUGGAUCUUGACGGUGGCUGCUUCGUCGUUCAGAUUCAUAUAUCACUUGCUUCGAUAAGAGAUUUUCUCGCACUUUCCGUUAUUUAGGGAGGAUUUCUUGAUCUGCUAUUGUAGUUUGCGGAGAUAUAAUCUGAUUUGAAUUCGAGGUUUAUAUUAUCUGGAAUCGGCUUUGAAUAUGUGUUCGGAAAUCGAGCUCCUAUUAGAUUUAAGUUGAACGUUGUCUGCUUGGCGCUUAUCUGAUAUAUAGCAAGAGAAGUUUUUGAAGUGUCAGUGCUUUAUUGGUGCAAUCGUUUCAUAAAGUAGUGAUCUUUGGCAUGUUUUGAGACCGAGUAUUAACUUUUGGCUGUAGACUUUCAGUUACUGCUGGAACGACUUUGAAUAGUUUCUAAGUGGAUUUAUCACCAUGGAGAUGCUUGUUGUUGUGGCGCAGCACAGGAAUCAGUACUGUAGUAGGGUCAAACCACAUGGGCCUGCCCGAUUUGAGUCAUCACCGUCUAGGAAUUUCAGAGAGAUCAACUGUAGGACCUUCCAAUCGGGGGCUGGUAUACUCCCAAACCCAUUAAGGUCUUGUUCUACACCUUUAACAAAACGGGCUUCAUAUUCCUCAUCUCCCCCCUCUUCUUUCUCUUCUUCCCCAAAAGAACCAUCACCAACUGCUGUUCCUCACGCUGUUGACAUUACUCAAGGGACAACCACUGUUAAAAGCUUCCCAAUUCCUAUUGCUAAGACCUCCCAUACGAGUGAAAACUCUUUCAGUGAAGAGCUCUCUUACGAAAGGGGGUGUUCUUCAUUCUCAGAAUUGUGGGCGGGUCCUGCUUAUUCGAACUCACCUCCACCAAGCUCUUUGCCAAUUCCAAAAUUUUCUCUCCGGCCAAAGAGGACCGUGUCACUUGAUUUACCUGCAUCUGAUCCUGCUCUCGAAAUUCACCCAAUGGCGAAGUCUGCACCCGCAUCCCCAACCAGGGAACAUAACAUUUCGACUAGAGAGAUUUUUCUUAGUGCCGAUUCUGCCACUAAGACUCUGCGUCGCAUUCUCAAUCUUGACAAUGCUGAUUAGUGAAGGAGCGUUAGACGCCCCUGUAAAUAAAGACUACUUUGGGAAUUUGGUCAGUUAGACUGUAUAUAGCAUAGAGCGAAUAAAUUAGUAGCGGUGUGUGUUGUUCCAAGUUUGUUUAGCUUGUGGUAGUGUUGGUGGUACUAGUGGCAAUCAGUUCUGGCGAGUCGACAGUCUCCAUGUUGUGACUGAAAGUUGAGGGUCAAUAUGAAUUGGGUUCUGAAUUACGAAGUCUCCAGGUUGUGACUGAAAGUUGAGGGUCAAUAUGAAUUGGGUUCUGAAUUACGAAGACUAGAAGAUGAAGCAGAGGAAGUAACGUAAUGGGUAUAGCCACACGGAGGUAAUGUAUUGGGGAAACAUAAGGGAACUAAUGCAAGGAAAUUUGCUCUUCAAGUGAUAGUUGCCUGGAAUCUUAUUCAGCAUGGAUCAGCAAAUUGACUAUGUUCUAAUCUGAGUCCUGAAUAUAUUUAUACUUGGUUACUUGUCUAAGCUUAAGACGAAAAAAUCCCUAGAGCAAUCUCCUCAUAAAAAAAUUGUCCAUUCUCAGUAGUUUUACUUUCUAAUAAACUUUAGGUUUUUGGUUCCAGAUACUUUGUACAUAUUGUAGUUUUCUGACUUGAGUAGUUACAGUAAUUCCUUAGGUGUCUGCCUUUAUUCUUGCUAUCAUCAUCAUCUUCUAAUUUCCUUGGAGUCAUUUCUUUUUAACUGUCGGACUUGAAUUAGACUCUUUCUAGUCCAAUAUUGCUUCAGCUAGCUAGGUAGGUGAUAGUUUCUUAUAACUCUUUUCCUCAAGUCUUCUAUUGCUUGAAUUGGCUGUUCAACAAUCAACGUAACCUCUUGUAUUCUCUGCACUCACCCAUUUCUUUCUGUCCUUGAUAUAGGAUCUGGCUGACUCUUCUCACACCCUUCGAGGGUUUCAUCUCCCCUUCGCCUAUUUUCUGGUUUUUAAGAAGAAAAGAGGGAUGGGGAGGUGAAUGUAGUUCUUUAAUAUCUGCUCCUCAAGUCUUGUUAGGUUCAUCCGUGUUGGCACUCCUGUUAUUAUCCCUUUCGGUUUCUUCGUCUUUUUCUUCUAAUAUAUAUAUAUAUACACACACACAUCCUUUUGAAAAGUUCAUCUUCCUUGGAGAUGGUUGACUCUGCCAAGCUAUUUGCAAGGUAUUUUCUUUCUGAAUCUUCAUAAUUCAUGAUUUUAGCAAUUUCU
Messenger RNA from Carica papaya (papaya), 2400 nucleotides. The record is from RefSeq and is a predicted model, not a curated record. NCBI's taxonomy places the organism in Eukaryota, Viridiplantae, Streptophyta, Magnoliopsida, Brassicales, Caricaceae.